Homarus americanus (American lobster) is the source of this 2287-nucleotide messenger RNA. Its product is annotated as ATP-dependent RNA helicase DHX33-like. The record is from RefSeq and is a predicted model, not a curated record. Gene Ontology annotation, biological process: positive regulation of transcription by RNA polymerase I. Bases 121 to 2274 code for a protein of 717 amino acids. Gene Ontology annotation, molecular function: ATP binding; RNA binding. NCBI's taxonomy places the organism in Eukaryota, Metazoa, Arthropoda, Malacostraca, Decapoda, Nephropidae. Gene Ontology annotation, cellular component: intracellular anatomical structure; nucleolus. The transcript is spliced from 5 exons.
AGUACAGGACAUAAACAUUGCCAGACAGAGACACGUUGACGGGCCUCAGGGCUGGAUGUGUUACCUGACCGUUAUAAUGUAUUAUCCUCUUGAGAAAACCGAACUUAGGUGCUGAGAAAAAUGGCAGGCUUCCAGGAGCCACCACUCAAGAAGCCCAAAACCGAUGUGAACUUUGUAUUUAACUCCCACCUGCCAGUACAACAGAGUCCAAUAAGAGGUGUCAAUGGACAUUUCAACAAUAAACAACAUGCUGGUAAUUUCUUGUUUCCCAAAGGUCCUGCAACUUUCAAGCCAAAAGUCCAGGGUAAUGGAGCCAACAGAAACACUAAAAGUUCCGACCAGUUGAAGAUCCUUAAGCAAAGACACGCUCUGCCGAUAUUUCCUGCCCGGCCAAGGUUACUGAAAGAGUUGAAGAAAAAUGAUGUUGUUAUUGUUAUCGGUGAAACGGGAAGCGGGAAGACGACGCAGAUCCCUCAGUAUUUACACGAGGAGCGGUUGGAUCGCAAGGGAGCCAUCUGCGUCACUCAGCCUCGGAGAGUGGCGGCCAUUACCAUAGCCAAAAGGGUGGCUGAGGAGAUGGACACUAACUUGGGUGAACUGGUGGGAUAUUCAGUUCGUUUUGAGGAGUCUGUAUCCCCGAGCACAAAACUUAAAUACAUGACAGAUGGCAUGUUGCUGAGGGAAGCUAUCUCCGACCCUCUGCUCAGUAAAUACAGUUGGGUUAUAGUGGACGAGGCCCACGAGCGGACCGUCAGCACAGAUGUUUUGUUUGGCAUUAUUAAAGAUGCUCAGAAGAGUCGGAAAGCUUUUGCGAAAUAUCCUUUGAGAGUAAUUAUCAUGUCAGCCACAAUGGACGUUGAUCAUUUUAGUAACUAUUUUAAUAAGUGUCCUGUGUUGUACAUAGAAGGUCGGCAGCAUCCGAUAGAGAUGUUCUAUGCCAGAGAAAAACAGGAGGAUUAUGUACUGGCUGCCAUGAGUACAGUGAUUCAGAUACAUAAAGAAGCUCCUCCACAGCAUGACAUAUUAGUGUUUUUAACCGGCCAGGAAGAAAUUGAUGCUGUGGUACAUAACAUCCGCCUGAUUGCUAAAGACAACAGCUUAGCGGAGUUCCCCAAAAUAAGAGUUCAUGCACUGUAUGCAGCCUUACCGGCACAUCAGCAACUAGAUGUCUUUAGAGCAACAGCUGCUGGGGAGAGAAAGGUGAUUAUCAGCACUAAUAUUGCAGAAACUUCCAUAACAAUCCCUGGAGUGCGCUACGUUGUUGACUCGGGACGAGCAAAAGUACGUAAUUAUCUCCCUGGAAGUGGGUUUGAUGUCUUGAAGGUGAAAAAGAUAUCUCAAGCUCAAGCGUGGCAGAGAACAGGUCGUGCUGGCAGAGAGACGUCAGGCUUUUGUUAUAGAGCGUACACUUUAGAGGAAUUUAAUGCCAUGGCUGUUAACCCGGUGCCAGAAAUUUUGCGGUCAAAUAUGUCCAGUGUGAUCUUACAGCUUCUAGCAAUGGGUAUAAAGAAUAUAUUGACUUUUGACUUUAUAGAUAAGCCAAGUACAGAGUAUGUCCAGCAAGCAGUGGAACAACUCACGUUACUUGACGCUGCUAAGGUGGUAAAGUCUGACAUGCUUGAAUUAACAGAAACAGGGAAGAAGAUGGCACAGUUCCCCCUUGACCCACGUUAUGCUAAAAUCCUUCUCAGUGGACCAGAUUAUGGCUGUACAGAUGAGGUCCUGACAAUUGUGGCUAUUUUAUCCAGUGAAUCUAUAUACACAAACCCCAGCGGGAAGAAGGAAGCUGCCGUAAAUGCUAGACGCAAGUUUUCCUCUGUAGAAGGAGACCACAUCACCAUGCUUAAGAUCUACCGAGCCUUCAAAGCUUCCAAAGAGAAUAAGAUGUGGUGUCAUGAAAACUUCCUCAACUACCGCAACUUGAGUUACACCGUUGAGGUGCGGAAGCAGUUAGUUCAGGUGUGCCAGAGAUGCGGCAUAUCAAUUGUCUCAUGCCAACAGAACUUGGAUUCUGUUCGAAGGUGCAUAAUUGCCGGCCUCUUCACUAAUGUUGCAGAAUUACAAUUGGGUGGUAAAUAUCUAACUUUAGACUCAAGGCAAGAGGCAGCACUUCACCCAGCAUCUGUCUUGUUUGGUGGGAAGCCCGCCUAUGUCCUUUUCACUGAACUCGUCCACACAGGUAAAACGUACAUGCACAUCAACUCUGCAGUAGAUGCUCAGUGGCUGUUUGAAACUGCACCGGAAUACUUCAGGAAACGUCACAUUAAAAUUUAAAUAAAUCCUCAAA